CACGGCUCAGGCUUGUUUUGCCCUGACAGCUGCUUGAUUGCAUUGCUUGCCUGGAAUCAUUUACUAUUUUAGAUUAUUUUAUUUGACAUAGUUGUAUUUUGAAAACAAAAUGCCGUUUUGCAAGAGGAUCGUACGCCCUGUGCAAUUGUGCCGUUUGUACGGCGAAGACAGAAGGCUGUCAGCCUUGGAGAAUCUGAUCGAUGUGUCCAGUUUUACUUUGGGAAGUGUCCUGAGGCAGCUUUCGGCUCUGGCGAGAGAGGCGGUCAGUGUGUUGGAGGAGAUCGAGCUGGAGAUCGGAUCUAUUAGUCACCGGGCGCUGCUACUGGAGGUCAGAAUCAUCGGUCUGCACAGAUAUGUGUCAGCCCUGGCUCUCAGACCUGCUGUACCCUCUGGAUCAAACUUGGAACAGGAGAGUAAGAGGACUGCCCACUUCAAAUCGUUAUGGCAACAAAAUGUAAAUGUGUUCAGCUCCUCUACCAGACCACCCUGUGUGGAGGAAUUGCAUCAAGAAGCGCAGCUCAACCUUCAAGCUCUGCUUCAAGAAGAGUUCGGUGAACCUAUUGUACAGAACGAAGUGGCUGCAAAUACUUUUGGACACAAACCAGUUCUCAACAGAGAGGCUGUUCCUGACAGUUGCCCCAGAAAAGGGGAAAAGCGUAUGGAAUUUGUUUUGAUGCCAAGCACAAGAUCGAGCAGUGAGGAUGAGACAACCACCAUUGGUAUAAGACCACAAGAGCUAUUUCUGAACUCGCCAUCUACACCAGAGAAGCCACACAAGUGGAUUCAGCCCAUAUCACCAUCAACACCAGAGGAAAAAAGGUGGCACCACACGCGAACUACUCAGGUGGAUCUUAUACCUAUCAAUGUGACUGGGGAGACCCUUGAGCGACACGCAAACACACACCAAUCUUUGUUUAACACAGAGACUGCAAUGAACCCAAAGAGUAUGCUGAGGAGGAGACGGACAGUCACUGGCUUGCACGAGUCUAAUCAGCCUCAACAAGGCCUUUCAACAGAAUGUUCUACAUCUCCUCACACACUAACGGCUGCAGAGGCACCUCAGCGUCUCUUUAAUUUUGAUGAAGAUCUUAGUGUUACCAAUGGGAAAAGGGAUUCAGCCAGCAAUGUGAAAACAGGGCAGUCUUUUCCCACAAUGCUCAGGAAGGUACAGAGUGAUCUGGGUCAAAUAACCAACCCAAGUCUAUCUCAAUCUUCAGGGAAUAUCACAUUCACAAUGAACAAUGCACAGACGAGGCACACAUCUCUAAGUGAUCAUAGUUUCUCUUCACUUAACUCUUCUUGGGAUCAAAUAAGAGGAAUUAGUUUUUCUUCUUCCUGGAAUAACUCAAAUGACAUAAAGCCACCAAACUCUGUGUCAACAGAAGCUAUGCAUGCUGACGGAUGUGCUCUGGAAACAUUCAGUCAAACUUAUUGCAAUGGCCAGCCUCUCAAGCAGCAUGCAAUUUGUUCCUCAACUCAAAAGCAGCUGUUGCCUCAUGCUAACACAUCGAGUCCAGGAGACCGAUGUCAUUGCUCAGACAACCGGAUGGAGGAUCAUCAUCAUUCAUCCAGCGGAGCUUGCAAUGGCAGUACAUCAACGUGUGCUCCUCAAAUUUCAGAUGUGGCUUUAUCUGUAUCACUUCAGUGCUUGAAACAUUCUUCACCAUGUGAUUCAGAACUAUCAUUAAAUGCUGGCUCCCAUUCAGAAUGCAAUGUGCCAUUAUCAACCUUUUUGCCAAGGGAAGAUCAAGCACAAAACAGCCGAAGUAAUGCUUUUGACUCUUUCACAUCAGCUAGGGGAGAAACAGCAACAAGGACUCCAAACCUUAAGGAUAUAAGGUCUAAUCAUGAACGAAUUAUCAUUUACACAACCAAUGACCCAGACGAAGAAACAAACUCAAAUCUGGAACUACAAGGUCAUUCUGAUACAAGUACUUGCAAGUUCCGGGAGAGGUCAUUGUCAACUCCAACAGAUUCUGGAUCAUGCUGUUCAUCAGAUGCAGUCAGAAGUUAUGACUCCAAGUGUUAUGAUCACACCCGACGACAUAGUGAAAAUUACAUCAUGCGUUAUCCAAGUGCCAGCUCAGAAGAAAGCCAAAGUACUGAGAAUGUCUCUGUGAUAACAGAUCAGGAAGAGUCACAAAAAUCAAGAGCUCGGUCAAGAAGUAUCUCCCUGAAAAAGCCAAAGAAGAAGCCUAUUCCACCAGUGCGCAGUGUUUCUCUAAAGAAAUACGAAGUUAGCCCUAAACUCAAAGAAAUUGCACCAAGCAUCUCACCUGAAGAGAUUAGGCCUAUAAAGCUCUUUCUCCAUCCAGAGAAGCAAAUCAAUCAAAGUGAAUCAAUAGACAGCAACGAAUCGAGUGGUUUUGUAUCAGAUGCACGUUCUAGUUCUGCUACACCCACACUGAGAGAUGGAGAACCCAUACGGUACCCAGAGCAUUGGUUUCUAAAUGAUUGGAAAUCCAAUGAUCCGUACAGAUCAUUAUCAAACUCUAGUACUGCUACGGGUAUAACAGUAAUUGAAUGUGCAAAGUCACGUGGUAGUUCUGAAUCCUUAACAUCUCCAUUUAUUUCGAGGGCUACAACACCAUCCCAAUUGUCUGUGGAGGUUGAAUCUAAAAUGACAUCUCCAGGGAAGCUUCCUGGUCUGAUGUCACCAUCUAGUGGUUACUCAAGCCAGCCAGAAACUCCAACAUCUGCUUUCCCUAUGUCUGUUUAUCAAGGCCAUAUCGUGCAACCAGUUGGCAAACCAAAGCCCAAGGUGCCAGAGCGGAAAUCUUCAUUGCAGCCAACUUCUCCUAAUGAGAAGAGCCCAAGGUCAAAACAUGUUUUUGACCUACCCAUAACUCCACCUCCUCAUUUGGAUCUAUCUGGGCUUAAGCUACCUUUUAAAGGCAAAUCCAAAGCCAGCAGACGACACUCUGAUUCUUCAAAUAGUACGAAACUUAGCCAGAAGCAUAGCCCCAAUCAACCUUCUAUGCCAAUCAUAACACAGACUGUUUUAGAGUCAGUACGCCUUCGCUCAGUCAGCAGAUCAGAAACAGAGGAUAAUUCAAAGAUUUUAAUUUCACCACAAAAAAUCCACACCGAGUCCUCUGAACUACCUGAGAAAAAGGUCCGUCCGCCUGUUCCUGGAAAGCCACCCAUGUCAAAGAGGCCUUCAAGUAUUGUACUGAAGGUUUCUCCCACGGAGCACCCAACUCACAUCACUUCACCGCCUUCAGAGGCAACUUCCAAAAGAGGUUUUGUCACAGUCUUUAGAAAAGUUGGGGUAAAGAGACAGGAGUCUAUUGAAAGUGCAACAAGUCAGAAACCACCUUUGGCAUCACCCAAAACUACGUGUCCACAAUCAAACAUUCUGCAAAGUAACCAUAUGGACACAAAACAAACAAGAGAAAUACCAGCCACCACCGAUGAGAGUCCAGGGGAAAGUUUCGCAGCCCUAACCAGGAGCUCCACUCAGUAUACUGAGAAGAAGAAGACUCCUCCACCUGUCCCUAAGAAACCAAAUGUGCUGAUUGUACCAACAAAUACAGCACACAUACUCGUAGUCACAGAGCGCCCAGGGUGGAGUCCGCAACGCAGUCCAGCUGCUACUCCAGAUUCCAACAGUGCCAAUGUCUCACUUUCCCAAGUUGUAUAUGAAAGAGAUUUGGAAGUGUCUGACAUGAAUGUAUCACAUGAUUGGAAAACUGCUCCAAGUGCUGAGAAUAUACCAUGUACUAGCGUUCAUUCUGGGGACAGCAGGAAGAAACAAUACAACGAUGGAUUUGGCCUGUGCCAAAAUAUAAUGUCGAGCACUGCUCCAGGGCAGAAUCCCACAGACAUUUCCUUGAAUCCAGCUGCUAAACAGAAAAGUCCCACAGGUACACAGAGUGGAGACAUUGUAGUGGAGGAUGACGAUGAUGUGUUUAUAUCCUCAGGUACCCAACGUUCCACUGAAGAUCUCUUCACUGUUAUUCACAGGUCAAAGAGGAAAGUGCUAGGAUGGAAGGAGCCUGGAGAAGCAUUCAAUGUCAGGCAUGUGGCUGUUUCACCUGUUAAACCACCUACGACACCUCCCAGCAGUGGACUCAAGGUUUCCCCCUCAGCGAGUGGGAAUGGGAUCAAAGUCAGCACCAGCAAUGAGAACUUUAAGGCCUUAUUACAAAAGAAGGGCAGCAAGCCUGCGUCUGGUACACGCAUGUCUGCAGCUGAGCUCCUGAAAAGCACCAACCCUCUUGCGAGAAGGAUUGCAACGGAAUUUACACAGGAGUCGGAAAGGUGCCAGCCCAUACUGGAUCCUGUGUCUUCUGAAGAUACUUCUAAGUGUUAGAGCUCUACCAAUUUACCAAGAGAAAGGAGAGAGGAUCAAUGUCAAGCUGUCUUAUUGAAUGUACAUUUUUAAUUUUUGCUCUAUCCAUGGAGCCAUUAUACUGGUCCAAGGAAAGAGGAAGCUUUGCACAAACCUGUGAAUGCAAACUCAAGUGAUGAUGUGUUCUUCAUUUGGAAAUUUACAGAAUGUCAAAAUUUAAGUGACAUUUUUAUUUCAACCAAUCUUUUGGAUCAAGAACUCUGAGGAAGUUUGUCAUUGUAAAGUGGAGAAUAUGGCAUGGCCUAAUUGAUUUGAAUUAGUUUUAGUUAGACUGGAAAAGCCUGGAGCUUUGGAAAAAAUGUAUAGCAGACAAUCUACAUUCCAGCCUGUCAGUCUAAGUGUACUAAGGCCUUAUUGGGAAUUGACAAUUUAAAAUUUCCUUGGGCUAUACUAUGAGCAAAAAUGCUUAAGUUCUGAUUGUAAAUUUAACAAAGAACUCCAGUGAUUAUAGUUUAUCAAUGUUAAUCAGUCCAGCAGUAAAUUGAAUCUGUGGGAAUUUUUUUUUAAAAGAGUUUUCGGAGUCUGAAAACUCCAAUACGACAAGAAACUUUGGAAGAAAAUGACACGUUUAGUGUCAUGCUUCAGCUUCUCACUGCCAUUUGGUCCAAAUUUGUUCUGUGAGUCUCAACCCACAGUGAAGAUUCAGGAAAGGAGAAACUCUCUCUUUUUAAAAUUGCAAAAUACCUGGCUUCAUUCUACGACUGAGAGACUAUGCCCACGUGUACCGAGGUUCGUGGACUCUACGUUGUCUUUCCCUGCAGCUUCCCUCGAAAGAAAGCCAUGGAAACAGGAAGAAAGGCAAAAUUCAGGGUCCAGGAAUUUAUUGCUGAGGUCUUGAAAAUGGAUAGUAAUAUGAUGUUUUUGGCUAUUUGCUUAAGAAGCAGUUGUUUGCCUGAUCUGUAAUGUUUAUUGGAAUAGUGCCUCCUAUUAAGUUGUUAAUUUUAUCAAUAUACUGUAAUCUGUAUUAUGGCAUUGAUAUAUAAGAGUUAUUUCAAAGUCUUUUGAUUGUACAUCAAAGGUAAACCUUUGAAUUUGAAAGCUUUUAAAAGGCCUUGGUGUUGCCUUUACCAUGAUAUAUAGCAAUGAUCUGAAUGUAGAAACCCUGGAAGGUUUAAGCCUUGGUUUGAGGGGGUCAGUGGUUCCCACUGGUUCUAAUCAUACAUACAAUUCAAAUAUUUCAGAAAGUCUUAGUCCAUGUGUUUCUUUUAUAUUUCCUUUUGCUCGUUAGAUAAACAAUCUCUAUGAAAAGUGAACCGCAAAAAAUUCUCAUGUUAGAUCGAGAGCUACACCUAGACUCAUGCCAGUCCUUCGUAGAACAGUACCUCUCCACCCACUGCCAGUGAUAGCUGCCUUCUGCUGAUAGCCUGUGAGCCAACUGCCAGUAAUAAGCUCUCUGAAACCAUGGCCAGUGAUGUGCCUGAGCCCACAGGCAGUGCUGUGCUUUCUUCAACACAUACCCCAGAGAAAAUAAAAAAUCAUAUUUGGAAAUAAACAUACUGGUCAUACGGGACUUCCAUUUUGAGAUAAACAAGCCAAGUUAGACCAUUGUCUCAGCCCAAGUUUAACCAUUUUAUUUUCUCUGGGAAAGCCAGUUUUGGGCUCCACUCUGCUGAAAGCCAGUGCUGUGUUUUUGGCACCUCCAAAUUAGAACGGUGCCCAUCCUAGUCCUUGGGCCAGAGUUAUGGUUAUUGUAGUGCACCUUUUCUCAAUAAAAUAACAAGGUGGUAUGCAUCUGUGGUUUUGCCGCUUAUCACCUUAUGCCUUUGUCUUUAUCCCAAUCCAAAUUAGUAAUCUUACUAUCUCGACACUGAGCCACUGCUUUGUUUAUUCCUUUCGAGAACCACAGUUAUAGCCAUUCCAGAUCCCUGAACCAGGUCUGUGCACAAUGACUCCUCAAUCUUUGGCAGUAACUUCAUAUUUGGCACAGGAGAUAGAAUCAUUAACCCACAUGUCCUGCAGGUAAUUAGAAAUAUUAAUAGCAUAAUUAGGUUAACAGAGUUUGUUAAAUUUUAUUUUGCUCUAACCACUGAGGACAAGCUGGAUAUCACUAUCCCAACCAUUGGAGAACACCUUAGCAUACCUCCCAGUCCCUGUCUAAGUUUCAAAUUUAUCUCAGGGUACUCUGUGUCAGGAGGAAAUUAUAAACUUAAGGAAAUAAUGGAGUUAAAUACCUCCGAUUAGUUAAAGUAUAUUAGUAAUGGAAAAACUCUGUCUUCAUAAUUUGCACAGGGUAGUUUAUUAUCUGAGUGAGUUAAACCUUUUCAGUUCAUUGAUUGAAGCUUUCUGUAAAUAGUCAUAUUUUUAUUUUAUCUUAUUCUUGAAUGUAUGAGAUUCCCUCUGCCCACCUCAAGUGUCAAACAUUGAAAGCAUCACCAUUUCUUCACAUGAGUGCGCUAAUGGUGUCACAUCAUGGUGGGGCUGAGCAAAUGCACCUUGUUAUAAAAGGCAUGUUCCACCAUGUCAGAAUGCAGUGAGCAUUUGUCCUGUGAAUAGUAAGAGAUGAGUGCACUUAAUUCAGGAGGACUCCGUGGCUUUGUUUCUGUGAUGUCUUGCACUUAAAUAUUUGAAAUGAAUUGUGCGCUUUAAAAGUGUCUCAGGAAAUUGGGAAUGAUCUAUAGUUAUUUUUUCAUAUAUUAGAAAAUGCAUUUGCCUCCCCCAUAGCUUGGUGUGAUAUAUAUAUAUAUAUAUAUACAUAUAUAUAUAUUAACUGUAUAAUCUUUUGGGACAAUCAUUAAAAAAAAUGAAGCAAAUUUUAU
Chiloscyllium plagiosum (whitespotted bambooshark) is the source of this 7110-nucleotide messenger RNA. RefSeq names its product NHS-like 2 (gene nhsl2). The record is from RefSeq and is a predicted model, not a curated record. Lineage: Eukaryota; Metazoa; Chordata; Chondrichthyes; Orectolobiformes; Hemiscylliidae. Gene Ontology annotation, biological process: cell differentiation.